CAGGUCCGCGGCGCCUCUCCGGGCGCGGGGCGCAGCCAUGAGCGAGUCCAGCGCCAGUGCGCUCCCGCCGGGCAGGCCCAGCAGGCAGCCCUUCAUCCCCCCAGAGAGCCUCUCUCUGGACUCCAGCUGCUUCUCUUCUCCACCUGUGAACUUCCUUCAAGAACUGCCAAGCUACCGGUCCAUUGCACGCAAGAGAACUUCCAUCCUUACCCGAGACAAGCAAAGUGGCACUUUGCUGAAGCCUACAGACUGUUACAGGUCCCCCCUGGAGGAAGGAAUCACUGAAAGCCUCAGUAGCCAGUCCAUUCGAAAGUAUGCACUGAACAUCUCUGAGAAGCGGAGACUAAGGGCCAUUCAGGAGACCCAAAUGAAGUAUUUAUCUGAAUGGGACCAGUGGAAACAGUAUAGCAGCAAGUCGUGGAAGAGGUUUCUAGAGAAGGCUCAUGAGAUGACGACCCGCCUGGAACUGUGGCGGGAUGACAUCCGCAGCAUAGAAGGGAAAUUUGGCACCGGGAUUCGGUCCUAUUUCUCCUUCUUGCGGUUCCUGGUAUUGCUGAAUUUGGUGGUAUUUGUGAUCAUCUUUAUGCUGGUUUUGCUUCCAGUCUUGCUCACCAAAUACAAGAUCACUGACAGCAGCUUCAUAUUCAGUCCAUCCAAAGACAUGGAUAAAGAAUGUACCGUAUAUCGAAGAAGUAGCUCUGGACUCGUUUACUUUUACAGUUAUAUCAUAGACUUGCUUUCCGGCACUGGUUUCUUGGAGAAGACUUGCCUCUUUUAUGGAAAUUACACCAUUGAUGGGGUGAAAUUUCAGAACUUCACCUAUGAUCUGCCUCUGGCUUAUUUGGUAAGCACAAUUGCUUACCUAGCCCUGAGCCUUCUUUGGAUAGUAAAAAGGUCCGUGGAAGGGUUCAAAAUCAAUCUGAUUCGGAGUGAGGAGCACUUCCAGAGUUACUGCAACAAGAUCUUUGCCGGCUGGGACUUCUGCAUCACCAACCGCAGUAUGGCGGAUCUGAAGCACAGCAGCUUGCGGUACGAGCUCCGAGCAGACUUGGAGGAAGAGAGAAUACGGCAGAAGAUAGCAGAAAGGACCUCAGAAGAAACAAUACGGAUUUACUCUUUGAGACUGUUUUUGAACUGCAUUGUUCUGGCUGUUUUAGCCGCCUGCUUUUAUGCAAUCUAUAGAGCAACUAUAUUUUCACAAGAACACAUGAAAAAAGAGAUUGACAAGAUGGUUUUUGGAGAGAACCUCCUGAUACUGUAUCUCCCAUCUAUUGUGAUCACGUUAGCCAAUUUUAUCACUCCAGUGAUCUUUGCUAAGAUCAUCCACUAUGAGGAUUAUUCCCCAGGCUUUGAGAUCCGGCUGACAAUCCUUAGGUGUGUCUUUAUGCGACUGGCAACCAUCUGUGUGCUGGUGUUCACCCUGGGGUCCAAGAUUACAUCCUGUGAUAACUACACCUGUGAACUCUGUGGUUACAACCAGAAACUCUACCCGUGCUGGGAGACCCAAGUUGGGCAGGAAAUGUACAAGCUAAUGAUCUUCGACCUCAUCAUCAUCUUGGCUGUGACACUUUUUGUGGAUUUUCCUAGAAAGCUCCUGGUGACCUACUGUUCCUCAUGGAAGGUGAUUCAGUGCUGGGGGCAGCAGGAAUUUGCCAUUCCUGAUAAUGUUCUGGGGAUCGUUUAUGGGCAAACCAUUUGCUGGAUCGGAGCCUUUUUCUCCCCUCUUAUUCCUGCAAUUGCAACUGUGAAAUUCAUUAUCAUCUUUUAUGUGAAAAAGAUGAGCCUUAUUUAUACCUGUAGACCCUCUCCGAGGCAGUUCCGAGCAUCCAAUUCUAAUUUCUUCUUCCUGUUGGUGUUGUUGAUUGGGCUGUGUUUGGCCAUAAUACCACUAACAAUCAGCAUGGCACGCAUCCCUUCCUCCAAAGCCUGUGGGCCGUUCACCAAGUUCAACACCACCUGGGAGGUCAUGCCUAAGACAGUAAGCACCUUCCCCAGCUCACUGCAGUCCCUGAUCCACCACAUCACGUCGGAGGCCUUUGCAGUCCCUUUCUUCAUGAUCAUCUGCCUCGUCAUGUUCUACUUCAUCGCCCUGGCAGGAGCUCACAAGCAGGUGGUCAUCCAGCUCCGAGAGCAGCUGUCCCUGGAAAGUCGUGACAAGCGUUAUCUAAUCCAGAAACUAACAGAAGCCCAAAAGGAUAUAAGGGAGCAACUGGACUGAUGCCGAAGACACUGACAUGUUUUGCUCCUGGGCUGACCUAGCACUCUGCCAAGUUUUCAAAGCCCACCUGAGUUUUGAACAGAAAUUUUCAUCUAUAUUUUCUAGAGUUUAGGCUUUUCCUGCCUGGGGCUCCACACGUGCAGCAGUGGUGGCCACGUUUCCCAUAACCCCAUCCCUAUGUUAGGGCUUUGGUGACUUAGAAGAAAAGCGGUUAAAAACCAAGUCUUUUCCUAUAGAACAACGGGUCAUUGACUGCGCUGAAAAUUAAUUUGCUAAGCGGCUUAUGCCUUUACAACUGGAGGAGAAGAGGACUUUUACAUUUUUAAAAGCGUAUUUGUCCUGUCCUUUAAAGUGAACUUUGGAGUCAUCCAUUCAUGAAGCUGGAUUACUUCCUUAUGCGGGGUGAGGCUGAGGACUGUUCCUUAAGAAGUAGGGACUCUUUUGAAUGAUUUGGUUGACCGAAAAUGAGACUUGGUUUUUUAGGUGAAAAGAAAUCCUUGAAUCGUGAUCUUUGGGACAGAUAGUGAGAAAAUGAAGAGAAUGGUUGCGUAAUUUCAGCUACUAGGUAGUAAUUUGAGAGAGAAAAAAUCCCGUUCUUUGCUUUGUAAAUAAGCAGCUCUGGGAUGCUCUAGAAUAAGCCUUAUGAUGAAGUGAAUUGCUGCAGGUUGGCAGCCUUGAUUUCUUCACUUCCUGGGCAAUUGGCUGCAGCCUUAUUACUCCAGGGAAAAUUGCCUUUGGGGGCUGGGUGUCCUCAAACCUCGGUUCCCUUCUCCUUCUGAGUCCUGGAGACUUAGCAGAGGACCCUGUGCCAUCAAAAUUAGGAGUCAGGGUUGGUCUCUUGAUCUUCCAGAUGCCACGUCCUUUUCUGCAUUGAGGUCUUUACCUCCGAAGGACACUUAACAUUUCAGGGCCAGGCUGGAAAGGGCUGGUUAGUAUUUGAGCUGUGGGUUUCUAUGCAUAAGUAUUUUGGGAUGCCAGUUGCAGCUCAGCCUGUUCUUUAGUCCAGCCUGUGAAAAUGUAGCAAACUAUAUUGAAGACUGGUUUCUAACAUAGACAUACCCACAUGUUGAAGGCUGCUCAUUUCCCUGUACUUAACAUUUUAAAUGCCCAUGGCUUUAUUUUAUAAAACGUGUGGAGUAUGUCUUAAAAUUUCCUUUACAGUAAGAACUACGUGCAAUAAGUACCUCAUCAUAGGCUUCCCUGAAAUUGAUGGCUCACUGAACCUUUUAAUAUAAGCCUAAGUUAUUGUCAAAUGUAACAGUUUUCAUUUAAUAUCUUCAAAACUUUCUCAGAGUACUGUGGUUUUGCAACAGACCGUUGGGGCCUUCGUCCCAUUAUUUUUCUUCCUUUCAUUUACUCCAAACUUUUCUUGGGGGGUAGCUGGGACUUAAAGUUGGAGGCAGGUUUUAGAAAGAAUAAUUCCUACCACUCCCCAUUACUCAGAAGUGACUGACUCCUUGGUCCAAGGAUCAAAGCAAGCUUGUCAUAGCUUGCAAGUUUCUCUGUACUUGUCCCUUUGCCAGAGAGCCAUUUUCUUGCUCUUCCACAAGGGUAGCAUUAACAUGGGAUAUUUUUGUACUUGUGAGACUGACAAACUUUUUCAAGAAAUCUCUAUCUUGUUACGGCUUAUGAGUUUCUCAAUCUAAUAACUGGUGUCAUGGAAUUUUAAGUAACCAAAGAUUCAUCCCAUCCUCACUUGAAAAACAAAUUCUAAUUGUUGGCAUUUCUGUCUAAUGCCUUCAUAUAUAUGAAAUGUUCUCACCUUCACAUGUUUUUGAAGACAGUAUUCUGCGUGUGUGUAAUGGAAACAGUGAAAAUAAAUUGCCGUUUUUUCUUUCCUGUUAUAAAACUGAUAGUGAAAUGUACUAAUUUGUUUUAGUUAAAUGCUACUAAUUUGCAUACCUCUUACUUGAAUGUGUUUCUAUAUUUUGACAACUUUAAUAACUUCAGGUGAUGUUUGUAUGAUUUUUAAAAUGCAACUGUCGCUGACAAAUGUGCAUUAAAACUACUGAUUAAAUGGUAUCUUUAAGGUUUUAACAUGUGACUGUGUGUGUUUGGAUUCACGGAGCCUUCUUGUCAGCCAUCAAGUCAUCAAGGAAAAUGGUACCAGUUUGUAUUGCUCUUUACUGUUACCUCAAAUCACCAAGAGAAGAAAGGAAUGUUUAAUGCCAUCAUCAGAUGAGUACUUUUAAGACUCCUUGGCUCUGUAGGAGAUGGAAGGGGUGUAUGCGUAUGUGUGUUUAAAAUGAAUUUAAAAAACAAAAUUAUUUCUAGUACUUCCCCUCCCAUUCUAGAGGGAACCACAGUUGACAAUUUGUAUAUUUCAUUCUUCCAGAUUAUUUGAAUACAUAUUCAAGCAGACAUACCUAUGUGGUUGUAUGUGUGAAAUAUAUAUUUCUGUGCUCUUCCCCCUUUUUGGAGAGCCCUUGUGGUGCAGUGGUUAAGCACUUGGCUGCUAACGGAAAUGGCAGCAGUUCAAACUCACCAGACACUCUGUGGGAGAAAGAUGUGGCAGUCUGCUUCCAUAAAGAUUUAAAAAACCCACUGCCUUGGAAACCCUAUGGGGCAGUUCUUUCCUGUCCUAUAGAGUCAUUAUGAGUCGGAAUCAACUUGCCAGCAAUGGGUUUUUCCAUAUAAGCAACAACCUCAUCCUUUUUAAUGGUAAUAUGGCAUUCCAUGGUGUCUCUAUAACCAUUUACCCCUGACCAGUAAUUCAGAUUGUUUCCAUUUUUUUCCCCUGUUGAAAACACUGGGCGCUGGAAUUUGAAAGACUCCUGCAAACAGUUCUAUUUUUUGCCCCAUUCUGCAUUAGGUCCUUGUUCUUUACCAAGACAGCCUUGCUGGUUUUCACAGUCAAAAAAUGUUCUCAUCCCAGCAAAGAGAAGAAUCCAGUCAAGCAAGUCUUAAGUUUGCUUUAACUCUUAAAUUGGCAAAUCUGAUUGCAGCUACCCAGUUGCAUAAGUUUUGGAAGAGAAAGGAAUUAAUUUUGCCAAGGUGGCAAGAAGUCUGACCCCUGGGAAGAAAGAACUUCUCAAUAUAUCUUCUUUAUUAUAUCCAGCCCAGUCUAGUUGCCAUCAAGUCAGUUUUGACACAUGGCGACCCUGUGUGUCAGAGUAGAACUGUGCUCCACAGGGUUUUUCAUUGGCUGAUUUUUGGGAAGUAGAUCCCCAGGACUUUCUUCUAUGGGGCUCUGGGUGGACUUGAACCUCCAACCUGUUGGUUAGUAGUCAAGCACUUAGCCUUUUGCACCACUGUAUGUGUGUGUAUGUGUGUGUGUUCUCAUGUGGGUUUACUAGCAAGUUCCUUCUGCUGCAUAUCCUUUCUAGUGCUGUGGGAUGUGCUUGGGACAUGGAAUGGCUUUGUGACCUGCCUAAUGUGUGACUUUGGAUAGUUGUCUUCAUCUGUGUAAGGCUCUGUCCCAUCACCUUUAAAAUGGGAAAAUACAUAGAUUUCACUUAGUUUUAAGGACUGAAUUAGGGAUUAGUAUGCUUUUUUUGAAAUUUUCUUAUUAUAAAAAUACAUGUUUAUUAUGGAAAACAUUGAAAAGUACAGAGAAAAAAAUCACUCAUAAGCACCAUUCAUGGGCAUCCACCAUCCACCAUUAAUCUUGGCAAAAUUCCUUUUAAGAUAAAAAUACAGAAGGAGAGAGGGAGGAAAGAAUUUGGCGUUCUCAUUUUUUUUUUUCUACUUAACAUAAGUGUUUUCUCAUGUUAUCAAAAGUUCUUUAUAAACAUUUCAGUAGACAUAACAUCAUGCUUUUUAACAAUUCCCUAGCUGCUUAACAUUUUUUGUUGUUGUUGCAGUUUUAUUUUUAUAUUAUUUAUUGCGCUUUAACUCAAAGUUUACAAAUCAAGUCAGUCUCAUACAAAAACUUACAUACACCUUGUUUGGCUGCUUAACAUUUUGCUUCCUAUUUUUCCUGCUAAUAAAUAACUGGGACAUCCAUAAAUCUUUGUCAGCAUUUUUCUCCUUACAGACAGAGACCUAGAAGCAGGAUUAUGGCAAAGGUUUUUAACAUUUUAAGGCAUCUGAGGCCUAGAUUACCCUCAGUAGUUUUACAUGAGAAUGUUACACCACUCUGAUUAGCACUAAGAAUUUGGGUUUAAAAUAUAUAUAGU
Messenger RNA from Loxodonta africana (African savanna elephant), 6336 nucleotides. It is a transcript of the gene TMC7, whose product is annotated as transmembrane channel like 7. The record is from RefSeq and is a predicted model, not a curated record. The transcript has 16 exons. Gene Ontology annotation, cellular component: plasma membrane. NCBI's taxonomy places the organism in Eukaryota, Metazoa, Chordata, Mammalia, Proboscidea, Elephantidae. The coding region runs from base 38 to 2218 and encodes 726 amino acids. Gene Ontology annotation, molecular function: mechanosensitive monoatomic ion channel activity.